AUCAAAUGGACAUGACUGACAAGUUUACAGCCGCGGAUACGAUCCGUAUCAUGGUCUCAACCGACAACCAUGUCGGAUAUGGAGAACGUGAUCCAAAUCGCGGCGACGAUUCCUGGACCACUUUCGACGAGAUCAUGACAAUAGCUCGAGAACGAGAUGUCGACAUGGUGCUUCUGGCUGGCGACUUGUUCCACGACAACAAACCAUCUCGCAAGGCCAUGUAUCAUGUCAUGUCGUCUCUUCGCAAGAAUUGUUUCGGCGAGAAACCCUGUGAGCUCGAGAUGCUCAGCGAUGCCUCGGAAGCCUUCCAGGGCGCCUUCAAUCACGUCAACUACGAAGACCCCGACAUCAAUGUUGCAAUCCCAGUCUUCUCAAUCCAUGGAAACCACGACGAUCCUACUGGAGACGGUCACCUGGCAUCCUUGGAUCUGCUGCAGAUGGCUGGCAUGGUCAACUACUACGGCCGCACUCCCGAAUCUGACAACAUUGUCAUCAAGCCUGUGCUACUACAGAAAGGUCGUACCAAGCUCGCCCUAUAUGGCAUGAGCAAUGUUCGUGAUGAGCGAAUGUUCCGCACAUUCAGAGACCAGAAAGUCAAGUUCUACCAACCCGGCACGCAGACAGGAGAUUGGUUCAACCUCAUGAGCGUCCAUCAGAAUCAUCAUGCAUACACCGAGACUGGCUAUCUUCCUGAGAACUUCCUUCCUUCUUUCAUGGACUUGGUUAUCUGGGGACAUGAGCAUGAAUGUCUGAUCAACCCUCGAUACAAUCCGGAGCAGACUUUCCAUGUCAUGCAACCUGGUUCAUCAGUCGCCACAUCUCUUAUGCCAGGCGAAGCUGUGCCAAAGCAUGUCGCGAUCCUCAGUAUCACUGGCAAAGAGUUCAAGUCUGAGCCAAUCCGCCUGAAGACGGUUCGACCAUUCGUGAUGAGAGAGAUCAGUCUUCAAGAUGAUGCUCAUAUGAGGAAGGUUGCCAUGAAGGACGACAAUCGCGCCGAAAUCACUCGCUAUCUCACAACAGUUGUCGAAGACAUGAUCAGAGAAGCUCGCCAAACCUGGCGCGAGGCUCAGGAAGGAGACACUGACGAGCAUCAGAAACCCGAGUUGCCUUUAAUUCGUCUUCGCGUUGAGUACUCAGCUCCUGAGGGUGGUCGCUUUGACUGCGAGAACCCCCAACGCUUCUCGAACCGCUUCUUGGAGAAAGUGGCAAACGUCAAUGAUGUAGUCCAGUUUCAUCGCAAGAAGACUGGCACUAGCAGAAAGAAAGAACAACCUGAUAUGCCCGAGGAAGCCGUCCUGCAACAGCUUACUCUCGACACUGUCAAGGUGGAGAAGCUUGUCAAGGAGUUUCUCACAGCUCAGUCUCUCACAAUCCUUCCUCAAAAUGCUUUCGGCGAUGCCGUCAGUCAGUUCGUCAACAAGGACGACAAGCACGCUAUGGAAGCUUUCGUGAACGACAGUCUUGCAAGUCAGUUGAAGCAUCUUCUGGGUGACGCAAGUGUAGAAGACGAGGAUAUGGCUGAGGCAAUGGAGGGAGUCAAGACGAAACUGGAAGAGUCAUGGGCACAAGGCACGUUGAAGCGUACCGUCAGAAAGGACAAGCUGAAACCCAAGCCAGCCAAUUGGGACUCGGACUUGGAUGGAGAAUGGGCAGCGCAACCAGGUGCACUUGUCCGUUCUGACGAAGAAGCGGCGGACGAGGAGGAGGCAACUCAGCCGAAAGCCAAAGCUACCCGCGGUAGAGGAGGCAAGGCUCGCAAAGCACCUGCUCGCAGCACGGCAGCAAAGGCCAAACAGACGACUCUGAGCUUUUCUCAGACCCCUGCGCCAUCGCAACCACGUAGCACUGCGACUCGUGCUGGUCGCAAGACCGCAGGACCUAGUGAAGAUGAAAUUUCUGAUGAUGAUGAUGAUGCCUUCGAACCUCCUCCCACAGCGUCUCGUUCUGCAGCACGUCGCAAGUUC
This is a messenger RNA of Aureobasidium uvarum, 1964 nucleotides long. NCBI's taxonomy places the organism in Eukaryota, Fungi, Ascomycota, Dothideomycetes, Dothideales, Saccotheciaceae. The record is from the annotation of a GenBank genome assembly.